Messenger RNA from Lucilia cuprina (Australian sheep blowfly), 3984 nucleotides. RefSeq names its product protein wech (gene wech). The coding region runs from base 347 to 2737 and encodes 796 amino acids. Gene Ontology annotation, biological process: proteasome-mediated ubiquitin-dependent protein catabolic process; protein polyubiquitination. The record is from RefSeq and is a predicted model, not a curated record. Lineage: Eukaryota; Metazoa; Arthropoda; Insecta; Diptera; Calliphoridae. Gene Ontology annotation, molecular function: protein binding; ubiquitin protein ligase activity; zinc ion binding. The transcript is spliced from 5 exons.
GUAUGUAUGUGAAUAAAAAUAAAACUACUAUUUUAGAAGAAAAUUAAAUUUUGUGAUUAAAACGGUGUUAAUAAUAAUAAUAAUAAAAAUAUUUUAUUUUAUAUAUUAUAUGAAAGAAAAGUCUUUUAAAGACAAAAAUCCUAGCAUAAAUAUUACAGUAAAAUUGUAUUAAAAAAUCAUCAUACAACAAUUUAGAUCAAGGCCAUACAUACAUCCAUCGUACACCUAUAAAACACUUUAUUUAGCUUCGUAUGCCUGGGCCACAAAUUUGUAACGUUAUUUAUUGCGGCUUAAUUUUGACCGUCAAUAGUGCCGUAUUUUCAUUUAAACGGUUAUCGAUUAUUUUAUGAUGGAACUGUUGUCUAACAACUCCUCGUUAUCAGCACAAAUGGCAUCGGCAGCUGGCAAUAAUGCAGCAUCGAAUGGCAAUCCCAAUAACGGCGCUACCACCGCCGAGCGACUAUUAGCUGGUAUUUUGGACUCGUUUCCUGCUUGGGACAUUGGCAGCGGCAUGAUGAACAACGAUGUUCGAAAUGAUUCACCACCUCGUAAUGAUUUCUUUUUCAACAACUUCCUUUCGUCAUUGGAAACACCACAAGAGUUUAGCAUUGGUGUAGCACCCAUAGGCAGUGGCAUGCGUGCCCCUAAAAUGUCUCCGGAAUCAUCGAAUAACUCAAGUAUUAGUUGCAGUUGGUGUGAAGUUAAUGCUUCGAUUCGCUGCUUGGAAUGCAAUGAGUUCAUGUGCAAUGAUUGCUUAAGAGAACAUCGCAAAUCACCAUUAUCCUCUAAUCACUCCAUUAUUUCUUUGCCGACUCCGAUUGGCACCUCACCCACCGGCGGUAUGUCGACUAGCGUACCCAACAUUCCUUGUCCCAACUAUCUUUGCGAUCAACACAAUGAGAUGCUUCGUUAUGUUUGUGAAUACUGCAAGAAGUUGGUAUGUCAAUGUUGUACCCUACACGAGCAUAAGGAGCACUGCUACUCCUCGAUCCAAAACUUUGUGGAUGAAUCCAGGGAAAAGAUUGAAACAGCCUUGGAAAGUAGUCGCAUGGGUACGAAAUGCAUUAAGAGUAGCAUUGAUAAGGCCUUGGCUUUCAUACGUCACAUCGAAAGAAAUUGCGCCGAAUUAAGCGACAAUAUCCGCAAAGGCUUUCGUCAAUUUCUCAUCGCUAUUGAAGAUCGUGAACGUUUCCUUUUGGACUUUGUAGAGAAAUUAAGACAGCGUCGUUUGGCCAUGUUACACGAUCAAAUGGCUGGACUUAAAUCCGCUUUAGCAGGUUUAGCCGAAACAUCGGACAUGUUGCACAAAGUAGCAGAAAACGGUGGCCGCAUGGAUCACGUUGAUAUUGCUAUGAAAGUAACAAAUGGUCAAAGACAACUUGAACAGUUUGCAGCUAUUUACAAAGACUUACAGCCCAAACAAGAAGUAUUUGCUUUUGCUGCUCCCGAUUACUCUUUAUUGCAAGAUAUACGUAACCAAGGUGGCAUAGUUUUAGUGGAUGAGAAAAAUAUGCCCCUUAUGAAUAUCAGCGGAGGUACAAUUGUGGGUGGUAGUGCCGCAGUGGAGUCGGUAGGCACUGUAUUAUCAAUGGCUGGAAAUGGUUUAUCAAAUGGCGUAGUUCCCGCUAACAUGAGACGUCCACUACUGAGAGACAAUUCUUUCCGUAAUCCUUCGCCGGUGAUGCAAGUAAGAGGCGGUAGUGCUUGUAGUAUGCCUAAUCCUGGUUUGGAUUGGGAACUUAGUGUAAUGCGCAGUUCACCUGGUCUACACUUUGGUGCUCCUCGUUCAACACCCGCUAUACCUGGUACUACAGAACCCGUCAAGGCCCGAAACUCGAACGCUUUAUCUCUCUCGUUUGCCACAGAAGGUCACGAAGAUGGGCAAGUUAGCCGCCCAUGGGGCUUGUGUGUGGAUAAACUCGGUCACAUUUUAGUCUCCGAUAGACGCAACAAUCGUGUACAAGUUUUCAAUCCUGAUGGAUCUCUUAAAUUCAAGUUCGGCCGCAAGGGUGUCGGUAAUGGAGAAUUCGAUCUUCCCGCCGGUAUUUGUGUAGAUAUUGAUAAUCGUAUUAUAGUCGUGGACAAGGAUAACCAUCGUGUGCAGAUCUUUACAUCUUCCGGUGUAUUCCUACUGAAAUUUGGCAGUUACGGAAAGGAAUAUGGUCAAUUCCAAUAUCCUUGGGAUGUGGCCGUAAACUCAAGACGUCAAAUUGUCGUUACCGAUUCGCGCAAUCAUCGUAUACAACAAUUCGACUCGGAAGGUAGAUUUAUACGUCAAAUUGUAUUUGAUAAUCAUGGUUCCAAUAAGGGCAUAGCCUCGCCGCGUGGUGUGUGCUACACACCCACCGGUAAUAUUAUAGUAUCCGAUUUUGACAAUCAUUGUUUGUACCUGAUAGAUCCUGAUAUAAAUGAGAUUUUAUCAGCCAAGGGUCAUGAAGGUUCUGGUUUCCAGGAAUUUAAUCGCCCUUCAGGUAUAUGCUGCGACGAUGAUGGUCGCAUUAUAGUUGCUGAUUCCAAGAAUCAACGUAUUGUAGUAUAUAGUCCUACCCUGGAUUAUUUAUGGGAUAUUGAAAUAAGACCUUCUUUGAAUCCCUUAAUGCCUCCCACUUUGGAUGAAAAAGAUCGUACUUGUGAUGUGGCCUUAAUGCCAGACGGUCGUAUUGUAUUCCUUAUUGAAUUAUCACCCGACUCUAAAGAGGGAUCUAAUCCCUACAAACGUUUUGUACAUGUCUUCUAACGUUCAACAUAUCCGUCAUUGGGAUGGAUAAAUAAUACUACAAGCACCACUGCUGCUGUGGACACCAACUCAACGGCGGCAGUAGUGGCGGCAACAACAUCAUCAUCUGCGGCAUACAUUUUUCAUGGGUAACAAUCUAAACAAUAUAGAAAAUUAGAAAAUUCAUCGAUCCUCAAGAACAGAUGAUUGAUUCAAAAAGAAAAACAAAAAAAGAAACUUUUUAUUAGCAUUUAAGUUACAACGAUUACCUCGUUCAUAUAUUAUUUAGGGAUCAGUUAUAGUAUGAAUCAUACAUUCAGAUAUAGUUAAACAAAAAAAGAAACACUCCAUUACUAGAUACUUUAACUUCAAACCAUUAAGAACAAAAACCUAAAACAUAAAACAUGACCAUCUCAUUUUUAACCUCACAUCACAUAUUGCACUCAUUAUAUUAUUACGUUACGUUGUGCGAAACGUAACUCAAUGACAACCGAUAACGACGUUUUUGAUAACGUAAUUUCUUAUAUAAAUUAUACUCGUGUUUGGUUUAUUCAUUUCAUUCAUAAAUUCAUUUUUACAUCUAUAUAUGUAUGUGUAAUGUAAUAUUUUUUUAGUUUAUUAAUCCAAGAUUAAUUUCAUUUAUAAAUAGACUGAUAAUGAUAAAAACAAAGUUAAAAACUCAAUUUCAAACAGACUUUAAAAAAAAAAUAUUAUUAAAACUUCAACCGAUAAAAUACACCGUUAUAAAACAAACAAAGAAACAAACAACUUACUUACUAUAAAUAGCUUAAAAGCUAAAAAAACAAAAACAAAAACACACUUAAAAACAAUAACUUUACACAGUAGAUGAACAUUUUAUUUACCCAAAAAUAAAAAACUAAAAAAACUCUUUGCGUGCGCGACAAGAGAUACAAAGUGAAUAAAAAUUGCUGUGAAAGUUAAAUAAUAGAGAUUAAUAACUAAUUAUAACUAAAUAUUUUCUUUUUAUAUGUUUUUAUUCUCAUUCUUUUGUUUUUAACUCUAUUACAUACUUAUUAUUCUUGUUGUGUUUGUGUUUUACAUCAUGUUUUUUCUUAUUAUUUUUUAAAUUGAGAGACUGAACUCAAGGAAAUUAUUUUCAUAUGAUUUCAUUUUAUAUUUUAUUUAAUUUACGAAACUUAUUAAUUAUAUAUUUUUUUUAAGUAAGACUGAUUACCAAAGUGACUACAUAACACCGAGUAAAAACAAAAUGACACACACAAAAAAAAAAUAAUUAAAUUAUAACAAAA